CCGCCGAAACCAAAACACCGUUUCUCCCUCCCCUUUCCCCCAACUCCCACCCCCCACCGCGGCGCCCCCAAACGCCGUUCGCCGCGCUGGAAAAUGACUUCCCACUUCCACUUCCACUUCCACUUCCUCCUGCUCGUAAUUGCCAUCAUCUCCUCCCCGCUCCUCACCACCUCCCAAUCCACCACCACCACCACGACAGAGAAGCAAACGCUGCUGAAGAUCAAGAGCGAGUGGGGGAACCCAGAUUCGCUCGUCGCGUGGAGCAACUCCACUUCCGUGCCCUACUGCAGCUGGCCCGGAAUCACCUGCGCCGCCGACAACGCAUCCGUCGCGGAGAUCAUCCUCCCCGACCAAGGCCUCUCCUCCGCCAUCCCCGCCGCCGUCUGCGACCUCCGCAGCCUCUCCCUCCUCAACCUCACCAACAACUCCCUCCCCGGGCCCUUCCCCACCCUCCUCUGCGGCUGCUCCGCGCUCCGGACUCUCGACAUCUCCCAGAACCUCUUCGUCGGCGACAUCGCCAGCGGCGUCGCCUGCCUCCCCCCGCGCCUCGCCCGACUCGUCCUCGCCGGCAACAAUUUCUCCGGCGACGUCCCCGCCGCGCUCGGCCGCCUCGACAACCUCCAGGAGCUCCACCUCGACAACAACCUCUUCGACGGCACCGUCGCACCCGAGAUCGGGAAUUUGACCCAGCUCCGGAUCCUCACGCUCGCGUGCAACCCCCUCGCGCCCGCCGCGGUCCCCGCGGCGAUCCGCAACUUGACGAGGCUGCAGUUUCUGUGGAUGUCGAGCAUGAAUCUGGAAGGCGAGAUCCCCGCGUUCUUCGCGGAGAUGUCGGAGCUGGCGCAGCUGGAUUUGUCGCAGAAUUCGCUCUCCGGCGGCAUCCCGGAGGGGAUAUGGACGAUCCGGAGCUUGCAGAAUUUGUAUCUGUACAAGAACCAAUUGUCGGGACAGAUUUCGGUGAACGGCACGAUCGGGUCGACCGGAUUGGUGAAGCUCGACGUGUCGAUGAAUCAGAUCACCGGAACCAUCCCCGAAAGCUUCGGCUCGCUGCGGAACCUCUCGAUCUUGUUCAUGUACUACAACCGGCUCGCCGGCGAGAUCCCCGCGAGCAUCGGCCUCCUCCCGUCGCUCACCGAUCUCCGCCUCUUCAACAAUAACCUCACCGGGGUCCUGCCGCCGCAACUGGGGAAGCACUCUCCGCUCUGGAACGUCGAGGUCGACGACAACAUGCUCUCCGGGGAGCUCCCCGAGGGCCUCUGCGCCGGCGGGGCGUUCACGUCGAUCGUCGUGUCCGCCAACAACAUGUCGGGGCCGAUCCCCGCCGGCCUCGGCGAGUGCGCGACGCUCGACAACAUCCAGAUACAAGGGAACCGGUUCUCCGGCGACGUGCCGGCUGGUAUAUGGGCUGCGGAGAAUCUGACGACCGUGAUCAUGCACAAUAACGAGCUCUCCGGCGGCCUCCCGGAUAAGUUGCCGUGGAAUCUGACGCGACUAGAAAUUGACAACAACCAAUUCACCGGAAACCUCCCGUCGUCGGCGGGGAGGCUCGUCGUAUUCAAGUCGAGCAAUAACAAAUUCUCCGGCGAGUUACCGAACUUUGCGGCGAUGCCGCUGCUCCAAACUCUAUCGCUUUCCGGGAACCAGAUCUCCGGCGAGGUGCCGUCGUCAAUAUCGGUCGAGAAGUCGCUCGCCGUGCUCGAUCUCAGCCGCAACCAGCUCACCGGAGAGAUCCCCGCAUCGAUCGGAUCGCUCCCGGAGCUCACUUCCCUCGACUUAUCGUCGAACCAGUUAUCCGGGGAGAUCCCGUCGGCUAUCAGCAAUCUCAAACUCAAUUUUCUCAACCUCUCCUACAACGACCUCUCCGGGGCCGUCCCUGCUUCGCUGCAAAGCGCAGCUUACGACCGCAGCUUCGUCUCCAAUCCUAACCUUUGCGCGGCCGACGCGCAAGUGCUCCUUGGUGUCAGCACGUGCGCAAAAGGAUCGGGCGGCUCCGGCGGCCUCUCGCACGGGCUCGUCGUACUCUUCCUCGUGCUUGGCAUAGUCGUCUUUGUUAUCGCGGUCGCAUUUGCAUUCGUCGUGAUCAGGGACAUCCGCAGGCAGAAAGACCGCUCCGACCCGGCCGGGUGGAAGCUGACGUCGUUCCAGGCGUUGAAUUUUGCGGAGGGUGCAGUGAUCAGGGGGCUCAAGGAGGAGAACCUGAUCGGGAGCGGCGGGGGCGGGAGGGUGUACAAAGUGGCGCUCGGUAACAGCGCGGGAGGGACGGUGGCAGUUAAAAAGAUCUGGAACACGCGGAGGGUUGAUGCAAAACUGGAAAGAGAGUUCGAGUCAGAGGUGAAAAUCUUGGGUUCAAUCCGGCACACAAAUAUAGUCAAGCUGCUUUGCUGCAUCUCAAGCUCUGAUUCGAAGCUUCUGGUUUAUGAGUACAUGGAGAACGGGAGCUUAGAUCGGUGGCUGCAUGGCCGGGGGACGGUGGCGGCAAGUCGGGUGUGGCUGGAUUGGCCCACGAGGCUCCGGAUCGCGCUCGGUGCAGCGCAGGGGCUGUGCUACAUGCACCACGAGUGCUCAACGCCGAUCGUCCACCGCGACGUGAAGUCCAGUAACGUCUUGCUGGAUUCAGAGUUCAAAGCACGGAUAGCGGAUUUCGGGCUCGCCCGGAUGCUGGUCCGGGCCGGAGAGCCCGAUUCGGUUUCGGCCCUAGCAGGGUCUUUUGGAUACAUGGCUCCAGAGUGUGCAUAUACACGGAAAGUUAACGAAAAAGUCGACGUGUAUAGCUUCGGAGUGGUCCUACUGGAGCUGACUACAGGGCGAGAAGCUAGCGACGGAGGCGAUCGCGGUAGCUUAGCAGAAUGGGCAUGGCAGCACUUACAAGAGGGCAAUAAAAUCGCCGACGCUGUCGACAGGCGUAUUUGCGAACCAUCAUACCAGUGCGAAGUCGAAGCCGUGUUCAAGUUAGGCAUCAUAUGCACAGGCACUCUACCUUCAACACGACCGACGAUGAAGGAAGUUGUCCAAAUUCUGCAAAGGUGCGAACAGAAUCAUAAAGGGUUCCAAGAUAAACGUUUCACAGAGAAUGACGUGAUUCCACUCUUGCAAACGAGAAGGGGUAGUCGGCGAAAGGGACCUUCAGACGCCGAUGGGGAUGACGAUGGAAAGGGCUUCGACUGUAAUGUGUAGUUUGUGAGUCAGGUUUUUUACAUGAGGUUAAUCCAGAAAGAAAAUGAUCACACAGGAUAUCACCGUAUUCUCUUAUUAGCGCACAACAGAGUCUUAAGAUUAGGGUCCAAGAUCUACGAUCGAGUUAUCGUAAGCAUUAGCGUCAAUAAGUUUGAUACGAGAAAGAAUAAUAAGAAAUUGUCUUUUGUAUAUUUCCAAGUGAGCAAUAUAUGAGCACAUGCACAAAGAAUAAUCCCAUGCACAACAAGUGAUUUAAACUCUUUUUGGAUUUGUUGGUUCCCUUGUGUUUGUCCGUGUUUAUCCAACACAAACAUUGCCUCCCUUAUGUAUUAAUUGGAUGGCCUAUGAAGCAUAGCAAAAUCUCCAACAACCAAGCAAUCUGAGAGAACAGAUCAGCAUCUACUUACAGAAGCACUUUUGCACAUAAUGACAACUGAUUUAUUUCAUUCCCCCACUUUAUUGUUCAUUGUCAAAAGGAAACACUGUAUAAGGAUAAUAAGAAAUAGAUUAAAUUUCCGCCUGGCUCGCAACAUAAAGGGGCAGAGAAGGGAAAAAAAAAAAAAAAAAAAAAAA
This is a messenger RNA of Ananas comosus (pineapple), 3747 nucleotides long. RefSeq names its product receptor-like protein kinase HSL1. The record is from RefSeq and is a predicted model, not a curated record. The coding region runs from base 94 to 3174 and encodes 1026 amino acids. Gene Ontology annotation, molecular function: ATP binding; protein kinase activity; protein binding. NCBI's taxonomy places the organism in Eukaryota, Viridiplantae, Streptophyta, Magnoliopsida, Poales, Bromeliaceae. The transcript is spliced from 2 exons. Gene Ontology annotation, cellular component: plasma membrane. Gene Ontology annotation, biological process: protein phosphorylation; hormone-mediated signaling pathway.